Molecule: messenger RNA, 1759 nt
Organism: Nematolebias whitei (Rio pearlfish)
Lineage: Eukaryota; Metazoa; Chordata; Actinopteri; Cyprinodontiformes; Rivulidae
Gene: tab1
Product: TGF-beta activated kinase 1/MAP3K7 binding protein 1
Exons: 11
Coding region: 9-1532 (507 amino acids)
Biological process (GO): protein dephosphorylation
Cellular component (GO): cytosol
Molecular function (GO): protein serine/threonine phosphatase activity
Source: RefSeq, a predicted model, not a curated record
CAUCCAACAUGGCGGCGCAGCGAAGGACUUUGAUGCAAAGCCAUCAGAGCUGGACAGAUGACCUCCCUCUGUGCCAGAUGUGUGGGGUUGGUACAGCACCCAACUGUGUGUACAGCCCAGAUGGUAAAGGAGCUCAGACCCACCCCAUGGAGGAUGGACACCUCAGGUUGAGAUUUGAAGACGGGUGUUUCCUGUACGGGGUUUUUAAUGGUUAUGAUGGCAACAGAGUUGCUAACUUUGCUGCCCAGUGUUUGACAGCUGAACUCUUACUUGGACAACUAAACUCAAGUCACACAGACAACGACGUCCGCAGGAUCCUUACACAGGCCUUUGACGUGGUGGAGAAGAGCUACUUUAAAACAAUAGAUGAUGCUCUGGCUGAGAAAGCUCGCCUGUCCAACUUUGUCCUGCCACACAAUGAGAAUGUGUCAUUCCAUCAGCUCUCUCCUCAGAGUCAGAAGGUGCAGGAGCGCCUGAAGGAGCUGGAGCAGGAGGUGUCAGGAGGUGCUACAGCUGUGGUGGCGCUGAUUCUCAACAACAGGCUCUACAUUGCCAAUGUUGGUACCAACCGAGUUCUGCUUUGUAAGUCAAGCAUCGAUGGCCAGAACCAGGUUCUUCAGAUCGGUCGACCACACAGCACAGACAACGAGGAGGAGCUGCAGAGACUGGCUGCACUGGGCGUAGAUGCAGCUCGUGUGAGACAAGCAGGGCAGAUAGCUGGACAGAGCAGCACAAGGAGGCUCGGAGACUACAGAGUCAAAUUUAACCACAAUGAAAUCGAUCUGCUCAGUGCAGCCAAAACAAGGCCCAUCAUCCCUGAGCCAGAGAUUCAUGGCAGCCACUCUUUGGAUGGCAUGACAGGCUUCUUGUUGUUGAUGUCAGAGGGUCUAAUAAAUGCACUUGAGUCUGCCCACGGCCCCGAACAGGUUAAUCAGGAAAUUGUUGCCAUGGUAGCAGCAGAGCUGGCCCAGCAGACUAGUCUAGAAGCGGUGGCUCAGUCUGUGGUGGAGCGGGUCAAAAGGCUGCACCACGACGUCUACGUGUCUGGUCGUCAGAGGGCGACCUACUGUUCUCGGCAUGAGGACAUGACCCUGCUCAUCCGUACGCUCAAUUAUGCUCUGGCUGAUGCCGCACUCACACCCACGCAGGGUGGUCGUAUUUAUCCUGUGUCCGUGCCGUACUCAAACAGCCAGAGUACCAGUAAGACGAGUGUCACCCUCUCACUGGUAAUGCCCUCCCAGAAUACCCUCACCAAUGGAACUAACACGGCCUCUACCCUGGGGGAAGGCACCUCCACACCAGGCAAUCAGAGUCCCACAGCCACCCUGCAGUCCACCAACACUCAAACGCAGAGCUCCAGCUCCAGUUCGGGGGAUGGAAGUCUGUUCCGAAGCCAGAGAGGAAGCCAAGCAGCCCAGCCUGAUGAGACAGGCAGGGUCCCGCCCUACGUGGACUUCAGUCAGUUUUAUUUGCUGUGGGGAGGCGACCAAGGUGACAGCCAGAGCACACAAGGAGGCCUUGGACCUCAGUGAGGAGGACACAAGAAGGUCUGGAGUUUUUUUGGCAACAAGGGAGCAUAUGAACUGUGAAGAGGGAGGUUUUAAGAAACAUGGAGUGAUGGAUAAUUCUGUUAUGGUAUCACAACCAAAAUGACCUGAAGUUUAACGUGUACAUAACUAGAAUGAACAGACAUUCAUCAUUUUGCAAUAGAGUGCAAUUAGUAAAACUGUGAGGAAAAGGUGUCACACAACACAACCAG